AUGGACCUGGUGCUUGGAACAGAAGCUAAACCAGAUCCAAUUGUGGCCUCAGGUGUCACCACCAAUCAAGCGGCUAUCAACAGUUGGAAUCACAAGGACAACACAGCACAGCUGCUCAUUUUGGUCACCAUCUGCUCUGACCAACAGCUCUCACUCAUUAUCUGUACGUCUGCCACACAAAUGUGGAAACGAUUCAUCAGUCAUUUCGAACAAUCUGCUUCAGAAAACAAAAUGUUCCUUUUUCAACAAUUCCUGAAUUACCAGUAUAAGGAGGGGCACGACAUCUCCAGUCACGUCACGGCCAUUGAAUUAAUGGCAAGCCAGCUACAGGAUGUGGGAUCUCCAGUCUCGGACGUUCAGGUUAUCACUAAAGUUGUUUCAACUCUUCCUCCCUCUUACCGCCACGUCAUUGCAGCCUGGGAGAAUCUGGACGACAGCAAAAAGACAAUCAAUCUCUUGCGAGCCAGACUCAUGAAGCAGGAAGCCAUGAAUCAACAAUACGGUGAAGUAGACACUGCUGAUGCUGCUUUCUUUGCUAAGAGAUUUGAUCGAUCAACUGGAGAGGCAUCUCUUUCCGAGUCGAGAUGCUGGAAGAAGAAGAAAGAUAUUAGACAACAAGAAGACACCAGAUCCAACAUCGCUUCCAGCAAUCAUGAUUGGCCACCCGGCUUCGCCUUUACCUCUCUUUGCCUUUCCAACGUCAAGAAAUGUAACCAAACUGAUUGGUAUGCGGAUUCUGGAGCUUCGCAGCACAUGAGUGAUCAGUUAUGGCAGUUCCAGAACUACAAUUUAGUCAAGCCUGGCAGCUGGCCGGUGAAGAGCAUCGGUUUGGAUAAUGAUCCACUACAGGUCCAUGGCGUUAGCGAUAUUCCAAUUCGAUGUCAAGUCGAUGGCAACUGGUUCAACGCUGUCCCAGGAUUGGGGGCAAAUCUUUUUUCCAUUCGAUGCGCCACUAAACUUGGAGCGGUGUGCACGUUUUCCGGAGAGAUGCUUACUUUUGCCAAAGAAGAAAAGGUUUUAGCUGUUGGUGUCUGCCAGUCCUCCAACCUAUAUCGUCUUGACAUUCAAUCUACUAGGAGACCUGAACCAGGUGCUGUUUCAUCGGUAGCCCAGUUGGCCAAAUCAGAGAUUCAUUCAAUGAGUGUAUGGCAUCAACGCCUUGGACAUUUAUCUGGUUCCACCAUAAAAAAAAUGGAGAAGAAGGGUAUGGGUUAUGAUUUAAUAAUCGCCCCUGGUUCGGAUAUCGACCAUAUUAUGUGCGCAACUGUUGCCUUUGGUUUGGAUGUUCGAUUUGUUUUUCACCUUUCGAUGCCGAAAUCGAUAGAAUCUUACUAUCAGGAAUGCGGCAGAGAUGGCCUGGAUGGACAGUUGGCCCACUGCAUCCUGUUUUACAAAUAUGCAGAUUCACAUGCCCAUCAGAAGCUCAUUUAUUAUGGAAACUAA
Messenger RNA from Daphnia pulicaria, 1443 nucleotides. RefSeq lists its product as uncharacterized. Gene Ontology annotation, biological process: double-strand break repair via homologous recombination. NCBI's taxonomy places the organism in Eukaryota, Metazoa, Arthropoda, Branchiopoda, Diplostraca, Daphniidae. Bases 1 to 1443 code for a protein of 480 amino acids. The transcript has 4 exons. The record is from RefSeq and is a predicted model, not a curated record. Gene Ontology annotation, molecular function: four-way junction helicase activity; 3'-5' DNA helicase activity. Gene Ontology annotation, cellular component: nucleus; cytoplasm; chromosome.